AUGAAGUUUCUAACAGCACUCGCUGCACUUUGUGUGCUUUUCAACAUCAUCUACGCAUCCGACAAUAUCGAAGAAGAUUCAAAAUUAACAGCUCCGGAACUUGUUGAAAAAUAUGGAUAUCCCAUCGAGAACCACUACGUAACAACAACUGAUGGAUAUAUACUUAAUCUGCAACGCAUUCCUUUCGGUAAAAAUGGAAAUAUCAAUGAAAAAGGUAUACCGGUUAUGCUUCAACACGGUCUCAUCGCUUCUUCUGCUGACUGGGUUUUAGCAGGUCCCGAAAAAGGAUUCGCUUACAUUUUGGCCGAUGCCGGUUACGAUGUUUGGAUGGGAAAUGCCAGAGGAAACCGGUACUCCCGUAACCAUACAACAUUAGAUCCGGAUAGUGAUGCAAAGAAAUUUUGGGACUUCUCUUGGCAUGAAAUCGGAAUCUAUGAUAUUCCUGAAAUGAUUGAUUACAUUUUGGAAAAUACUGGUCAUUCUGAUUUAUACCACAUUGGUCACUCGCAAGGAACGACAAGUUUCUAUGUGAUGUGUUCAGAGAAACCCGAGUAUAAUCAGAAGAUAAAGGCUCACUUCAGUUUGGCACCAAUUGCUUUUAUGAAUCAUUUGGUCAGCCCUUUGAUUAGAUUCCUUGCUUUGUUCCAAGGUGGAUUGGGGGCCUUAUCUAAUCUGGUAGGAGCUUACGAAUUUAAUCCAUCAGACGGUCUUCUGGAGAUAGUUACACAAAAGGUGUGCGAAGAAGGAAUUCCACAAAUUGCUUGCAAAAAUACUAUGUUUGUGUUAGCCGGUUACAACAAGGAUCAAAUGAAUACAACUUUGUUACCUCUGAUCACCAGCCAUUAUCCUUCCAGUUCAGCGACAAAACAAGUUCUUCAUUACUGUCAAGAAAUGAAUUCAGGAUAUUUCCGCCAAUAUGACCAUGGAUUAAUAUCAAAUAAAAAACGAUAUGGAUCGAUCAGUCCACCUGAUUAUAAAUUACAUAAAAUUUCUGCUCCAGUCUAUCUGCUUUAUAGUUUGAACGAUUGGAUGUCCGCCGAGAAAGAUGUUAACAGACUAUACGAUCAACUUUUUAAUGUACCGGUUAAGAAAAUUGUAGACCCUAAUUUCAAUCACAUCGAUUAUCUUUGGGGAAUCGAUGCCAAAACAAUUGUUUAUGAUGUUGUUAUUGGUUAUAUGAAUGACUUGCUUGAUUUGUGAAUUUACAAUGUAAUAAACUAAUUAUGGGCUAUUCAUCAGCAACAAUAAAUUUCUUUUUUUUUU
This is a messenger RNA of Nicrophorus vespilloides, 1263 nucleotides long. Its product is annotated as lipase 3-like. Gene Ontology annotation, biological process: lipid metabolic process. Gene Ontology annotation, molecular function: hydrolase activity, acting on ester bonds. Lineage: Eukaryota; Metazoa; Arthropoda; Insecta; Coleoptera; Silphidae. The record is from RefSeq and is a predicted model, not a curated record. The transcript has 5 exons. Bases 1 to 1200 code for a protein of 399 amino acids.